Kogia breviceps (pygmy sperm whale) is the source of this 2833-nucleotide messenger RNA. The record is from RefSeq and is a predicted model, not a curated record. NCBI's taxonomy places the organism in Eukaryota, Metazoa, Chordata, Mammalia, Artiodactyla, Physeteridae.
AUGGAGCUGGAGCCCGAGUUGCUGCUGCAGGAGGCCCGCGACAGCGUGGAGGCGGCGCAGACCUACCGGCGGGAGCUAGGCCAGAGGCUGCAGGGGCUGCGGGAGGCGCGGAGGCAGAUCAAAGAGAGUGCAUCCCAGAGGAGAGAUGUCCUCAAACAGCAUUUUAAUGAUUUGAAAGGAACCCUUGGGAAGCUCCUGGAUGAACGAUUGGUGACCCUUUUGCAAGAGGUGGACACCAUUGAACAGGAGACCGUUAAACCACUAGAUGACUGCCAGAAGCUGAUAGAGCACAGAGUUAACACUGCAGCGGACUUAGUCCAAGAAGGUGAGAUCGCCAUUCUGGGUGGUGUAGGAGAACAGAAUGAAAAACUGUGGAGCUUUACCAAAAAGGCCUCACACAUCCAGUUGGACAGCUUACCAGAGGUGCCUUUACUGACUGAUGUGCCUUGCUUAUCUGCUCAGUUGGAUGACUCAAUUCUUAACAUAGUGAAAGACCAUAUUUUCAAGCAUGGAAUGGUAGCAUCUCACCCACCAGUACAGAUAGAAGAAUUGAUAGAGAAACCCGGAGGCAUCAUCGUACGAUGGUGUAAGGUGGAUGACGACUUUACCGCCCAAGAUUACAGGCUCCAGUUCCGUAAAUGUACUUCCAGUCAUUUUGAGGACGUGUAUGUAGGCUCUGAAACUGAAUUCAUAGUAUGGCACAUAGACCCCAAUGUUGAUUAUCAGUUCAGAGUCUGUGCCCGAGGAGAUGGCCGACAGGAGUGGAGUCCUUGGAGUGUCCCCCAGAUAGGUCAUUCCACGCUGGUGCCUCAUGAGUGGACAGCUGGCUUUGAGGGGUACAGUCUGAGCAGUCGAAGAAACAGCGCUUUGAAUGAUGCUGAAUCGUCUGGUGUUCUCUACUCCAGCGCUCCCACUUACUUCUGUGGGCAGACAUUAACAUUCAGAGUUGAAACUGUGGGACAGCCAGAUAGAAGAGACAGUAUAGGAGUGUGUGCAUAAAAACAGAACAGGUAUGACCCCCUGCAGUGGGAUCAAGCAGUUUGCAUUAGUACAAAUGGUGCAGUUUUUGUAAAUGGAAAAGAAAUGACUAAUCAGUUGCCCGCAGUUACUUCUGGGUCCACUGUCACAUUUGACAUUGAAGCUGUGACUCUAGGAUACAGCAAUAAUAACGAAGGCAGAAACAUCAAGCUUCGAGUAACUAUUAGCUCAAAUAACAGAGAAGUGGUGUUUGAUUGGUUGCUCGAUCAGUCUUGUGGUUCUCUUUACUUUGGAUGCUCUUUUUUCUAUACUGGGUAGAAAGUGCUGGUAUUCUAGAUUUUCAGAUGAUUGGCUUUGGGUUUGCAGGGGUUUCACAUAGCUUUCCUCAGCCCAGUUCAGUUGUCAUUGGUUUAAAAAAUGGUUAGAUCCAUCUCUCAGGUAAGUCAUUGGAAACAGAAAUUAUUUACUGGAUUUAUUUUCCAAUAUCUUAGCAAUAAGAGGCAUGAAUAUUGUGGACAAAACAGUAAUUCAGUCCAUUUUAUUUUUAGCAUAGUGUUAAUUGGAAUAUCACAUCACAAUAAAAAUCAAAUUGGCUUUUAAAAGUAUGAGGCAAUAUAGACAGCCCUAUGUACCUUUCCACUGUACUUCUUUUUAAAUUUGGCUGUAAGAACACAAAAAUGUAACGUAACAUUUUUUUUUUUAUUAAAUCUUUAUCUUUUAAAGAUCCAAGGCCAUCCAAGACUUUAGAAUGAAAAGGCAAGAAAAGACCAGGUAGAAUGUGCCACCAUGUAUGCUGUAAUAUACACCCUCUUGUGUGUUCUCCACGGGAGUGUUGAAUGUGCUUUUCAUAUUCAGCGAUUUGUAAGCAGUAUUGAAUUUUAUCUCAUGUUUAGUAAUCUUUAAGUCCCCAAAGCAUGAUAAUUUUUGCAUUUUUAAAAAUUACUGAGCAAAUGUCUACAACAGGCAAGGUGUUUUCUUUUGUUCUCUCCUUGCAGUUAACUCACGAUAGGCUAGAGGGUUUUUACAGGGUAAAACUACUUAUGGAAGUAGUAUGCACAGCAGUGUUAACCAUGUCCCAUGUUUGAAAUAUGCACAGGUGCAUAUCCAGCCUCAGUGACAUGCAUGUUGUUCUUCCUAGGGUCUGAGCUGCAGUCCGGUUUCAUAAAUGGUCUUUUAGUGGACCAAACAAAUGUAGGGUAAAUACUUGACCUAUUUUUUGGAAAACUUAAGUUUGUUUAAAAUAUUUAUUUGAAGGAUUUAGGAUGUAAAAAUGAUUAUCUUGCUAUGUAACAGCUAAAGAUCUUUUUUCUUUAAUGCAAAUUUUUUUUUCAUUUUUAACAGAAAAGUAGAAAAGCAAGUUUGAUAUUUUUGUGAGAUAAUUUAUUUGGGGAUUCCAGUUCCCUAUUAGACAAUCAUGACCUUUUCCCCUUGCCUUUUUAUAUUAUAAGUAAGCUGUUUUUCACUUGCUUAGUGACUGUUAAGAAGAUGUGCUAGAAUGUAGAUGCCUCGUCCAACUGUCUGAAACAAAAUAAAAAACUAAAAGGUAAAAAAAAAAACAAAAAAAACCUGUGCCUUACAGAUAAAGGUUGACUGGAAAAGGCCAGCUUGAAAUUCAGCAUCAGAACUUGCACCUGCUACAUCGAGGUGUUCAGCUGCCAGAAGAAACUUAAAACCUUUCUGCCGGGAGAUGGCACCAUCCAGCCCCUUAUAUUCUGUUACCCAGUGUCUCACAGUCCAUCAGAAAUACCAGUCAUGCCAGUAAACAUGAUCAAAUGACUGAAAAUCAAGGGAAAUAAUGAGUAAUAUAGGGAAAAACUUCAGGUGAUCCAGAUACUUAGAUUAGACCUUUAAAAUA